CUCUCUCUCUCUCUCUCUCUCUCUCUCUAACUCCCUCUCUCUCUCUCCAAGCAUUAGCCAUGAAUGGCUUUGGUGAGAAGGUGAACUUCUCAACCCCAAGAAGCUUUCUCACCGUAUUCAAAUCUGAUCUAAAAGAGACUCUCUUCCCAGACGAUCCAUUCCGGCAAAUCAAGAACGAACUAGAACCGCUAGGUCGGACAAAGAAGGUGUUCGAAUACUUCAUCCCUGUCUUCCAAUGGCUUCCCAAGUACAAAUUUCACCUCUUCCGUUACGACCUCCUCGCCGGAAUCACCAUUGCCAGUCUUGCCAUCCCUCAAGGCAUUAGCUACGCUAAGCUCGCUAACAUUCCUCCUAUCAUCGGCCUCUAUUCGAGCUUCGUGCCUCCUCUGGUUUACGCCAUUUUCGGUAGUUCAAAGGAUCUGGCGGUGGGGACAGUUGCGGCGGCUUCAUUGCUACUGGCUUCAACUCUUGGAGAUAAAGUAUCCGCCACCGAAGAUCCUGCUUUGUAUCUUCGAUUGAUUUAUACCUCAGCUUUCUUCACCGGAAUUUUUCAGUUGGCUUUAGGGGUUUCCAGGUUGGGAAUUCUGAUCGAUUUCUUGUCUCAUUCAACAAUAAUUGGAUUUAUGGGAGGAACUGCAACGAUUAUUAGUCUGCAACAACUCAAGGGCGUAUUUGAUUUGACGCAUUUCACGUCCAAAACUGAUAUAAUCUCUGUUAUGAAGUCAGUCUUCAGCCAGAGGAAGGAGUGGAGAUGGGAGAGUGCAGUUGUUGGGAUAUGCUUUCUUUCAUUCCUCCUUUUCACCAAGUACCUGGUGAGGAACAGGCCAAAGCUAUUUUGGGUAUCGGCAAUUGCUCCAAUGGCAACCAUAGUUGUGGGCUGUGUUUUUGCUUACUUAGUUCAUGGGGAGAAGCAUGGCAUCCAAACUGUGGGUCACUUGAAUAAAGGAUUAAAUCCUUCAUCUCUUAAACAACUAAACUUUAAUUCUGAGUAUCUUCCUACAACUAUAAAAGCUGGGAUUAUCACAGGCAUCUUGGCUUUAGCUGAAGGUAUUGCCAUAGGAAGGAGUUUUGCUGUAAUGAAAAACUACAAAAUAGAUGGGAAUAAAGAGAUGAUAGCUUUUGGGAUAAUGAACCUUGUUGGUUCCCUUACUUCAUGCUAUUUGACCACAGGUCCAUUUUCAAAAUCUGCGGUUAAUUACAAUGCAGGAUCUAAGACACAAAUGUCAAACGUAGUGAUGUCUCUAUGUAUGAUGCUUACUCUAUUAUUCUUGGCUCCUCUCUUCCGCUACACCCCUCUUGUAGCUCUCUCUGCAAUUAUCAUGUCUGCAAUGUUUGGGCUCAUCAAGUACGAUGAAGCUUAUCGCCUUUUCAAGGUCGACAAGUUUGACUUCUGCAUUUGUAUGGCUGCCUUUUUGGGUGUCAGCUUCAUUAGCAUGGACAUUGGCCUCAUGUUAUCAAUAGGAUUGUCAAUAGUUAGAGCGCUUCUGUAUGUAGCCAGGCCUGGUACUGCCAAGCUUGGGAACAUUCCUAGUUCAACCAUGUUUCGUGAUAUAGAGCAAUACCCUAGUGCAACUGAGGUCCCUGGCAUUCUUAUUCUACAGCUGGGAUCUCCUAUUUACUUUGCUAAUUCUGCUUACAUUAGAGAAAAGAUCACAAGGUGGAUUGAAGAUGAUCUGGACGUAAAAAGCUCGAAAGGACAUGAUCUUGAGCAUCUUAUACUAGAUUUUGGAGGAGUUACAUCUAUUGACAUGACUGGCAUUGAAAUGUUAUUUGAAGUACAAAGGGACAUUGCAAAGAGAGGAAUUAAGGUGGUACUAGUAAACCCUAGGGUAGCAGUGUUGGAGAAGUUGAUGGUAUCAAAUUUUAUUGAGACCAUUGGAAAGGAAUCUGUGUCCUUAUCAAUUGAGGAGGCAAUUGAGGCAUCCCGUUUCAUGCUUAAUGAAUCAAAGAAUCCCUCAACUAGCAACAUUAUUGUAACUAAUGAUAAUGACCCAUAGGAGUUGGUGACCACUAAGUUAUAUGAUAAUUUGAAAUCAUCAAGUAAGAAGUUAAUUGUUGCCCACUAAUUUGUUGUUGUUGUUGUAUAAUUGAAUUUUGUCAUAGAAAUUAAUGUAGUUCAAUUGUAUCACUUAAUCCAAGUUUGGUAUCAUUUGAUAUGUUGAAAAUUAAGUUUGCCUUUCUUGAA
Molecule: messenger RNA, 2185 nt
Organism: Macadamia integrifolia
Lineage: Eukaryota; Viridiplantae; Streptophyta; Magnoliopsida; Proteales; Proteaceae
Product: probable sulfate transporter 3.5
Exons: 12
Coding region: 60-1997 (645 amino acids)
Biological process (GO): transmembrane transport
Cellular component (GO): membrane
Molecular function (GO): secondary active sulfate transmembrane transporter activity
Source: RefSeq, a predicted model, not a curated record